Molecule: messenger RNA, 1014 nt
Organism: Pediculus humanus corporis (human body louse)
Lineage: Eukaryota; Metazoa; Arthropoda; Insecta; Psocodea; Pediculidae
Exons: 4
Coding region: 1-1014 (337 amino acids)
Biological process (GO): positive regulation of DNA-templated transcription; regulation of transcription by RNA polymerase II
Cellular component (GO): DUBm complex; SAGA complex
Molecular function (GO): transcription coactivator activity
Source: RefSeq, a predicted model, not a curated record
AUGAUGGUACAACAAAAAAAUAAAGAUUGGAGUCCGGAAAGGAAAAAGAAAAAACCGGAAGAUGUUGAUUUUUUCCACGAGGAUAUGGAAGUCGAUGUUGGAAAUUCGUUGAUUGUAGGAGGAGAAGAUAUGAUGGUCGAUGAUAUGUACAUAAGACAGGUAAUGGCACUCAGUCUUCCAUCGGAUGAAGAACUUGUCGCAGAAAUAAAUAAACAUUUUAGAAAUUACUUAAGUAAUCCUGAAAAUUUAGAAUCUGCAACAAACACUUUAUUAGAUGAUAUAAUUGAAGAUGCAAUAUUGGGUGUAGUAUUUGAAGUUCACAUGGAAAGAAAAACUAAACUCCAUGAAAUAAUUGUCGGAGAAUCGGAUGAUGAAAAAUAUAAAAUAAUAGAUGCAUUGGAUUUGGACAUAUUUGGCCAAGCUCCUGGUAAAAAAAAUUAUGAAUGUAUUUGUCCAAGUUGUAAUAGAAGUUUAGCAGCAUCUAGAUUUGCUCCACAUUUAGAAAAAUGUAUGGGAAUGGGAAGGAAUAGUUCUAGAUUAGCGAGUAGAAGAAUUCAAACGACGGCCAAUAAAGAAACAACUGGAGCUUUAAGCGAUGACGAAGAUGAUGCUGAUUGGACUGUUGGUAAUGAGAAAAAAGGAAAAUCAAAGAAGAAAGAAAAAGUUACAAUUAAAAAAAUUGGAAAGUUAGUGAAAGUAAACAAAAAUGUAAAUAAUAAGCAAUGUAUUUUGAAGUCGAUAAAUAAUGGUUCAAAUUUAUUUGAAAUUCUUCUAAUUCAGAUAAUGGACAAAGUAAUGAUUCAUCAGUAUCAAGUUUAUCAUAUGAGAAUAUGUCAGAAGCUGAUAAAAAAGCACUUUUAUCACAAAUAUGUGGAGUCGUUUCUGAGCAUACGAAAAAAAUAUGUACUAGAACUUCAAAAUGUCCUCAACACACGGAAGAACAGAAAAAAGCAAUCAGGGAAAUGUGUUUAUCAGAUUCAGCCGAGUUUACUCAAAAUGAUAAUUUUCAGGUAA